Messenger RNA from Parnassius apollo (apollo), 411 nucleotides. The record is from the annotation of a GenBank genome assembly. Lineage: Eukaryota; Metazoa; Arthropoda; Insecta; Lepidoptera; Papilionidae.
AUGAUAGCUCUACUAGGUGAUAGGCAAGAUAAGCAGAAGGAAGAUAAAAGCGAGAAGUCAGAAGAGCAAGCGGCGGCAAAGAUCCAAGCGGCGUUUCGAGGGCAUAAGACUAGGAAAUCCAUGAGUAUGAAGGCAGCUACUAAGAAGCCGGAACCAGAGCCAACCAAAGCUGAAUUGGAAGCCGAAUUUAGAGCUGAUGAUAAAGAUCUCUGUGACGCUGCUACCAAGAUUCAAGCUUCGUUCCGAGGUCAUCAGGCUCGCAAGCAAAACCAGGAGGAGAAAGAUAAGGAGCAGCAGGAUAAGGAAGACAUCGAAAAUAUUGAUCUGGAAGAUCCGGAAUUGAAUAAAGCAGCGACCAAAAUUCAAGCGUCUUUCCGCGGCCACAAAGUUCGCAAAGACGUCACUAAUUAA